AUGCGGAGAUCAGCUGAACUGUUUCUGAGUGCUGACAGCAGUGAAGAAGAUAUAGAUGACAUUAUUGAUGAAAUCUGUAACGACAGCAGCUUUACCAAAACACCUCUGAAACUAAAGUCUAACUCUGCAAGUCUCACACCUGAAAGAAAUAGUGCUGCUCUACAGGCUCAUAGGAAAAGGUGUUCUCCAGUGUACCUGGGUGGAAGCUUUUCACCACAUGGCAUAGGAACAAAUACUUCAAAAAGAACCUGUGAUCAACUACGUUGUACUGCUUGUGACUUCCGUGUGUCGCUCUUCAAUGACUACAUCUGGGAUCAGUCCUGUGAUUAUCUUUUUUUCAGGAAUAACAUGCCUGAGCUCAGUAAGCUGAGAGCGAAGAUGAUAAAGAAGAAGGGAGCACGAGCAUAUGCUUGUCAGUGCAGCUGGAGAUCCAUUGAUGGAUUAACUGAUCUCCAAACAGACCAGCAGCUUCGGUGGGUUUGUGGUAAACAUGCAGAAUGA
Messenger RNA from Nestor notabilis (Kea), 501 nucleotides. It is a transcript of the gene CFAP418, whose product is annotated as chromosome unknown open reading frame, human C8orf37. Bases 1 to 501 code for a protein of 166 amino acids. NCBI's taxonomy places the organism in Eukaryota, Metazoa, Chordata, Aves, Psittaciformes, Psittacidae. Gene Ontology annotation, cellular component: cytosol. The transcript has 6 exons. The record is from RefSeq and is a predicted model, not a curated record.